Pestalotiopsis fici W106-1 is the source of this 2760-nucleotide messenger RNA. RefSeq lists its product as uncharacterized. Lineage: Eukaryota; Fungi; Ascomycota; Sordariomycetes; Amphisphaeriales; Sporocadaceae. Gene Ontology annotation, molecular function: protein binding. The record is from RefSeq and is a predicted model, not a curated record. Bases 1 to 2760 code for a protein of 919 amino acids. The transcript has 3 exons.
AUGGGAGGAUUCGACGUCUACUGUGUCGUCUGUGGCAGUGCCAUGUACAGAGAGGUUGUCCAAGAUGAAGGAUAUGAUCAGGCCAUCACCAAUACAGAAGACACUGCUUGGGUGGGAAAUACCGUGGUAAUCAGCGAGAACCCCGAUGCUCGGGCAGCUUCAAAAGUCUUCAUAUCCGGCCAGGCGAAUGUACAAGAUUGCGGUUACUUUGACUUCGUCUCUGGAGAAGAUCCGGACCCGAAUUUCCCCGAUGGUCCUACGUGUUGGCAGGUGUAUGAACGAGAUGGAGAGAAUCCCUAUGCCGUUCCUAUCCAUACAUCGUGCCUUGAGUUAUUCAAAAAAGUGCUUCAGCCAAAGGAUCUCGAUAAAGAAAUCCUCUACGAGAUACUGAAAUGUCUCGGGCCGGAGCCUAUUCUACCAAUCGACUAUGGUGCAGUAACCGAAGGCCAGGACCAGUAUUGGGUCACUAUGGAGGGGAUGGAAGAGUUCGUCAUCGAUCCAGAGAUUGUACCUCGCCUGCGCCAGUAUUAUUCGGAGUUUCCGGCAGCAGAUAAGUCGGGCUUGGCUAGACCCGGCCUGCCAUCUCGGCAGACUUCAAGCCACGACCCUUUCAAAAGGGUGCCGCCAGAAGUCAUGUUGUUCAUUUUUCAACAUCUGGAUUGGCAUUCCAUCAAUCAGUUCAGGGCGUCUUCGCGACAAGCGGCGCAAUUGGAAUUGUCUAAUAGAUACUGGAGUUCUCGCCUCUAUCAGGAUAUGCCGUGGCUCUAUGACAUUCCCUUGGAGAUGUGGAAGGGGAAAUUCCAGUUUCCGGAUGAUCUUGACUGGACAAAGAUAUACAGAGACCUAUAUCUGUCUAGCGAUACAGAGAGCAAGGCCAAAAUUCAUGGCCUAGUCAAUCGGCGGCGGAUUUGGGGCAUCUGUCAACAAAUCGCUGAUUUCUACAAUGAAAGAGACUUGGGGCUCAAAAAUGGUACUAUUACAGAAGUUAUGCAGGAGGUACAAUCGACACCCCUGAAACAGCUUGUUUAUCCUGAUCCAAUGAUUAUCACAAAGAGGCAGACCUUCAUCAUAUCUUGGUAUGCAGAUAUGGAACACAGCACACCGGCGCUUUCAAUACAUUGGACCCAAAAAGGAGAAUUGGCCAAGUUGGAUACUAUAGAACCCGAAUCGGAGGGGCCAUCCCCCCUUCGAGAUGAUAUCUGCAUCCCCGAGGGCGACUGGAUUACCGGUUUCAUUGUCUAUUCAGUGGACGCGGAGAGAGAACACAGGAAGGAUGCCGUUCGCUACUUUACUUGCGGACUCGAAAUUCUUUUUGCCAAACGAGACAGUAUCAAGCUUCGCAAAACAGCCAACAGCAAUCAACGCCUGUUGCUUGUAUCGCCCAACCAUUUCCUUGUGGGUUUCGCUGCUCACAUGUCCGAGGACGGUUUGAUUGCCAAAUUGGCCCUGCUAGAACAACCAAAAGCAAAGAUGCCCUUCAGGUCCGAAUAUCGAGUCGUUGAACACCAUGCCAGACUUGAAGACAAUGCAGCAAAGCAUCUCUGGAGUGGGGAUCUGCCAUCACCGACACUUGGAUUCAAGGGCUUGUGGCGCGGUUAUUGGUCGGCUUCAAAAAUGAAUGACGAGAACCUUCCACUGGAAGCGCUCGUCUUUGGCGACUGCGAAAGCGAAUUAUGUGAUAUAACAUCGAUUGGCGCCGAUGUUCAUUUUGGACGAUUCGAGGUUCACUAUGGCAAUCGUGCCCCAAGAGCUAUUGGCCCGAGGGGAUAUGCAAUGCAGUACAUUGACAUUGACGGCCACGGUGGAGAGCGGGUGAUUCAUGUCUAUUGGUCUGUUUCACACAUUCCUACAGGUUGUCGGCUCGUUACCAAUCGCGGUAGGCAGCUCAUUGUUGGGCAACCGUCCGAUGAUGAAAGAGCUUUUAGAAGUCAUGAACAAGGUGAUGGCAAUAACCGCACCCUGGCUGGCAUUGUUGGGUACUGGUCCAAUCGGUUGCUACCACAAGCAAACCUGAGUGCUGUCGGUGUAUUGGUUUGCCAUGACGUGCAUGUACAAUCCCAUCAGCGACCACACCGGGACACGAACAACUUCUUCUGGACACCCGAGCAACCUCCAAAUGGCAUUAUUGAGGCGGGCCCAAUAUGGGGCCAGCGUGAAGUCUACGAUCAGUGGCAGCGCCGCCACAAGAAAUACCCUUCAUCCAAGACGGUGGUAUCCUGGCUAGAUUGCCAGCAGCCUGUAGAUGAGGUGAGGGUCACAUUGUGCCAUUCGACCCGGACACGACAACUACCCCUGGCCGCAAUCACCUUGGUGCAAGACAACGUCGCAACAGAACCAUGGCCGAGAACAAUUGGGGCUGAGAGGUUUUCACAGCCUUCCGAUACCACUGGUACCAAGGGGCACCAUUGGUGUUGGUGUGCUCUUGGCAGUAGGCAAGACACCGAGUUGGAAACGAGGCCGCAUCAUGUCCACGAAAUCUGGCCGGUUGGGGGCCAGAAACUCAAGUCGAUGAGGGUCUGGCUCAACGAAAACGAAGGAAUCACGGGCUUCCAACUCGUUGCUAUGGACGACACAGAGAGUCCUGCCUGGGGUCAUUGCGAAGAGACGCCUUCGGCCGAGAUUGGUUUCGUUGCUGGUAGCGGCCCAGGCGCCGCGGAAACACCUGCAGUGGGGGUCAAGUUCUUCUUGGACAACAACGAGCGCCAGGUCACCCGCGAUGAUAUCAUUGUGACUGCUGUCCAGGCUUUGGUAAAAACUUGA